Molecule: messenger RNA, 9803 nt
Organism: Mizuhopecten yessoensis (Yesso scallop)
Lineage: Eukaryota; Metazoa; Mollusca; Bivalvia; Pectinida; Pectinidae
Exons: 2
Coding region: 1473-9785 (2770 amino acids)
Biological process (GO): regulation of DNA-templated transcription
Molecular function (GO): RNA polymerase II cis-regulatory region sequence-specific DNA binding; DNA-binding transcription factor activity, RNA polymerase II-specific
Source: RefSeq, a predicted model, not a curated record
UGGAGUGACUGUGUGUAGAUAGACUAUCAUAUACCUGUACUUCACAUCGUCAUUAAACCUGAAACAAAUCGGUGCAUGCUGCAGGUCACAGGGUUCAACCAAGUUCUAUCAGAUACAGGUGAAACGUGUACCCUAUAUAUCUUCACACAGAUAGACAGCUACCCAGCUAUCUAUUUAUAGAUUUACCUGUACCUUACCUGCAGUGACACUAAGGUAUCAGUACGAGAUAAGGCCAGGUAGGGAGUUUUUCUCAUCUCUUGGGAGGAAGGAAUUAGCCGUAUACUGCUGUGGCUAUUUACUAGCACGGUGCCUGCUAUCAGUGAACAGCACUGUUGACUUUUGAAUGCUGUAUGUAUAUACAUACACAUGUAAUUAAAGGACCACUUUAGACAUCAUUAUUACCAUCAUGGAGACAUGCUGAUGGAAUACUUUCAGAACACUUAUGAAUGGUUAGCUACAUUAUGGACAUAAAUUAAUAAUAAAUCAUACGACAAGGGCUCUCAAAGUGGAGAAAGUUUGGAUAGUUUUAUGGCUAUAGGAGCAAUGUCAACUGUUCAGGUAUCGCAGCCCAUAUAAAGCUGAAGACUUUUAAAUACGGCAUUUUUCUGCUAGAAGCACUGUCAGAUUGUCUCGGUAUUAACGCCUGUAGGAGUGAGAACAUUUAAAUAACAGGUAUCCUGCAAGGCUGUGUCUUGGUGAGAGAAGAACUCCGUGUUUUACCUUUAUCCCCACUGCCUGACAUUCUUUGAUUGGCAUUCAGACCGGCGAGGAGGGAAUAUUAACACCAAGUGCCAUUGUUGGCUAGGUGCUAUACACCGACAAAUUCUUUUAAUGAGACAAUCCUCUGUGGUAGGGCCGUUGACAAACUCUGUGUGCCAAAAGAUUGGUCCUACUGCCGACAUGCCAAAACUCACCUAGGCUGCCCUGCUGUGUCUCAGAGGAAAAAACUUUUUAUAAUCAUCACUCAGGCGAGUCAUUUUAUACAAGACGGCCCAGUGACUGUGAUUGGAGGAGAAAUCUCUCAGAAACCUGAAGGCAACUGGUUUUCUAGGCUUCUAAAAAUAAUCCGGUGAAUUGAACUCGUAUUAUUGACUGAAGUAUGUACCAUGUUAAGUGAAGCAAGCCAGCAGGCAAGCAGACAGUAUAAAGAUUGGCACCCUGCAUACUUGUCGUCAUAUGGGACAAUUUUUUAUGUGGAACACCUUGUUUGCGGCUUUCUUGACUUCCAUUGGUUGACGUAAUCAGGUAUCGGCAGGAAUCAGGCUGUGUCAUCGGGACAACAAUACACACACACAUCAUCUCCCACUCUCACAGACUACCUCUACCUGAGCUGGUGCCACAGGCAACAACAGCGUAGCAGACGACAGUCACAACCUGAGAUCCGCCUCAUUUAAUUGGAGAAAGUUGACAGAUAUUUCAAAGAGUAUGGCCACCUCCAGCGAGCUCCAGAACAAAUCUGAGGGAAAGCAAAUAUGGCCGACGACCGAGAUGAUGAAGGAGGAUGUACACCAGAAUCGAAUAUAAAGACACGAGGACGCGUGCGAAUCUGUAAAUCCUGCAAGUUCACCUGUACAGACUCCAAGGAAUUCCUGAAUCAUCAAGUGUAUGCACAUUCACAGGACGGUGACCCAGACCUGUUGGCCUCUCUUGGGAGUCGACGUAAAAGUCAAAGUUCUAUGAACAAUCAUCAUACAAAAAAAACAUUGACUCGAUCAAGUUCAUCUUCUGAUACAGUAGUAUCACCAUCAGAAAAACUUUUAACUCACAGAGGUGAAAGGUUUCCACAUUCAUCACUAGAAGUCACAUCACCGUUAGAGAAAACGUCAAACCCUGAUGGUGAACAUUUCAAAGAAAAGUUGGACAAUUUUAUAAGUAACGAUAUAGAAACCUCUGACUCUAUGUCGGAUAUACAAGAGGUUGGAUUGGACAGAAAUACAGCCAAUGAAAAAACAGUAGACGCUGAAUAUACCAGUGACCUUGAGAUGGAUAUGGACAUGGAUGAUAAGGUCACUGAACAGACGUACAUCCUGAACCCUGAGGGGGAUGACCAAGACGAAGAGGGGCGUCUGAUAAUUGCCGAAGACGAGCCAAAACAUUCCAAUCAUGUAGUCACACAACCCACGCGAAGUGGUAAUAUACAAAAUCGUACGUAUGUGUGCAAUCUCUGUGAAUUCAGCUCGACUAGUGCCAAGAUUUUCCUGCAUCACCAAAAGGACAGUCAUAGCCUUGACAUUACUAUCUAUGAAUGUGACAUUUGUGAAUACGCUACAAAAUAUAAACAGAAGCUUCCUCGUCACAGAAAGUUACACUUUACAGGGAAGGAAAAUGGCGGAAUGAUGAGCGGCUCGGACCUCGACAGCAGCUUCGGGGAAAAGAGCUUCCACACCGAGGAUCGUGACAUGGAAAUUAGGGAACACAUGUUAGGAGAGGAAGAGGAGGAGGAGGAGGUGUACGAUGAGGAGGAAGAGGAAGAAGAAACAGUUGUCCCUGUUGCUCCUGAUAAUAACAUCUGUGAAAUUGUACAAGGUGAAAAGAAAAAGCGUAAAACUAGACAAGAAGUUGACCCUGCCAAAUACUUUGAAGUUUUGGAUGAAACGGGAGUCAAAUAUGCCUGUUCCAAAUGUGGCAAUGUCUACAAGUGGCGUAAAUCUCUCAACAAGCAUUGGAAGGAGAAGCACUUUGGGGAUCUUCCCGAUACCGGUCGACCACCGACUGGUCUUGUCAAGCUCAACACUAUUAGUCACGUCAAAUACAGGGUCCCCAGCUCUUAUGAAAACAACGGGCGAAUGUCUGUCUCCCCAUCUGUGGGCAGCCAUAAGGGCGGGCGCUCUAACACGGCUACCCCCCAGAGUCUACACGGAUACCCUAUACACUCAGAACCUCGGGAGGAUAUGCCAAUGCCUUCAGCCUCCUCUGUGGUCAUGCCAAAGUUCAUUGGUCCUUUCAUCACAAACACUACUUCAUACCCUGCCAAUAAGGGGCCCGGUCAUGCUAUAAUGGAAGCACUUCAGGGGGACAAAGUCCGUCGUUCUCCACAAACAGGUGGUCAAGAUGAAAACAGAGCAUCCUCUGGGCCACGCCAGAGGGAGCAGCCUUUGGACUUCUCUGUCAAGAAGGAGCUUGACGUCAACAGAAAUAUUAGCCAUUCAGUGGAAUCGUACACCAAAAUCAAAUCAGAGCCACAGUGGAAUGAGUAUAUGGAAGAAAAUGGAAAUGAUUCCAACAUGCCAAACAAGAUGCGUUUGCCUUUAGCAAUUCAAAAGCAGGAGAGUGUGCCCAUUCUUCAGUGCUCUAGGUGCGGAUUUGUUGCCAAAACUCUUGUCGACUACAGUUCACACAUGACUCUACAUUUGAACAAACGGGCUUUCAAAUGUGCUGAAUGUCAGGAACAUUUUAACGGAGUGGAUGAAUUGAACAAACAUUUUGCUGAAGAACAUUCUGAUAAAAUUCACGAACAUAAAGAAGCCAUACAGAAAAUACCCCAUGGCCUACAGCAAACCUAUCACCUACUUAAGAUGCCACUCAAUGCCAUAGGUUCAAUGUCAUCUCAGGAAAUCGGGAAUGGAGAACCCAAAUUCCUCAAAUGCAGUAUGUGUAGCUUUGUGGCAAAAUGGCCUGCAGAAUUACAGAAGCAUGCUGUGUCCCACUCUGAGGAGCGACCAUUCGUGUGCAUGGUAUGUGGAUCCACCUACAAGUGGAAAUGGGAUCUGGUGAAACAUUUCGAGAAGAGCCACAGCACACUUCCUAAUCCCUAUAAACGUCGUGAGCAAGGUGGUGGUGGUGGAUCCGUCUCGGGUAACAGCAGCAAGCCAGGGAUAGAGACAAGUCCACCACUGUCAUCCUCUGAGCGAUCCUCGGAAACUCCCAACAGCAUUUCCAGUUUGUACGAGAUCUCUAGUGGCCAGGUGUUGUCCAGCACCACAGCAGCUCUACUCGAUGCUGGCAGCCACAAUAUUCGCAAAAUUCCAUUUACACACAUGCAAGGUGAUAUUGAGCCUGCCAAAAAGAAACGGAGGCUGUCGGACACUGAUUUGCCGCUACAGAAUGGCCAGAAUGACAAUUCACAUGUCAGAUACAUUAUGUCAGGAGGUAUGGACGGUGCAAGUCAAGAGCGUCCAUCAUCAGAACCACUGUCCAGCCUCAACAAGGAGGAUAGUCAGGACGCCUUUAUGAGGAAACACCUGCACCUUAACAGUGUCAGGUCUAACUCUGCUCUCAAGGACAUCCAUGAUCUUAUACCUGGAGAGGAAGAAGAUUUCCAGGAUGAAUUCCGCAGCAGAUUCGGGUUUAACUCCACAAUGUCUAUGAGCAAUGAAACAAAUACCAUGCUUGAAAUAAUGAAGAAGCGACUCGAGGCUGGAACACUUUCUCCUUCUGAAAAGUGUAAACUGACCAUGGACAAGAGUGGAAAAGUAACACCGAGCGACAUCCUGCUACCCUACAGGUGUCCCAGGUGUGAGUACCGGGCACGAUGGCCAUCAGAGAUUACCCAGCAUAUGAAGAACCACUCUGAUGAAAAACCGUAUCACUGCCCACGCUGCAGCUACAAGAGCAAGUGGAAGUGGGAUGUGGUUAAACAUCUGAAGCGUUGCGGAGGUGGCACCAUCCGUGACGUCAUUGACACCAGCAAGAUAAAGAAGAUGCCACCUCCAAAUGUGACGGUGAUGCCACAAGGAAAUCUGCAGCAGCAGACCCCUCAGCCUGUCAACUACAUAAUGAACUCUUCAUUGGAGGACUCGAAGGAAGAAGAGGACAGUCUUCCCAAUGGAGUGGCCAAACAGGCAAUGGCCUACUACAAAAACUAUGACAUGGCAGCACAGUACCAGGACUAUGAGGAGGACUUUAGCCAGGACGAAAGCUCAGAUAACCAACCCAGACAGCCCGUGUUCCGUAGUUUAAUCAACCAGGGUAUGUACCACUGCCUGGAGUGUCCCUUCAUAGGCCACAGCCCAGCAGAACUCAGACGACAUGCCGUCCUUCACUCCGAAAACAAGCCAUUCACGUGUACCAUAUGUGGUUACAGCUCACGCUGGAAGUGUGAUCUGAAAAAGCACAUCCGAACAUAUGAACACUUUGAUGUGAAUGCCAGCAACAAGCACAAGGCCCAACAAGAGUACACCACCCCGAUGUACUUACAGGACAAGUUCAAGUUGUCCAAACCCAGCUUUGAGCAAGAAGAUGAUGAUGACGAGGACCGUACCCUGUACAGGUGUGACAGUUGUCAGUAUGUCACAUACAAAAAAUCUUCGUAUGACAUCCAUGUCAAAAUGCACGGAGACACCAAAAAAGAAGAUGGAGGCUCAUCCGCUAAACUUCGAUGUAAGCAAUGUGAGUUUCAAGCCGAGGAUUUGUCUUCCUUCCUACAACAUAAGAAGAGCCACAGUGCUGCUGUACCUUCUCAGGGUCAACCUCCUGAGCAGGUAUCCAAUCGUACCCUCCAUCUCAAACACAGACGUAAGCCAGUCCAGCAGUUCAAGUGCUCCAAGUGUCCUUACACUUGCUUUAAGAGGUCUGGACUCUCUCUGCAUGAAGCCAUGCACGAGCCGAGGGGAGGCGAGGCGUUUAUAUGUCUGUACUGCGACUACAAUGUCUACAGCAAAAACCUUGUCCUACAGCACAUGAGGCUCCAUCCCGAGUUUGACGCCCAAGAAUGCCAAGACUUUCUCAAAGAUGAUGACAUGAGUGAUUUCAGCGAAGAUUUUGCUUCUAGAAAUAGGGAUGAUGACAAUGAGGAUUGUUUGGUGAUAGACGACAUGGAGCAGGAAGAUAUGGAGCGUGAAUAUAUGGAAAAAUUCUCAAAUAGAUCAGGAAAACUCUCAGAAAAAUCGACCAACUUUUCAUCAGGUCAGGAUGAGAUCUCUCAGGGAAAUCAGAAUGAGGGACUUGAUUUGUCAGCCGGAGCCUUAGACCUGACCUCCAUGUCCCAAACAUCUGCCACUAAUCCACAACCCACAUCUAUUUUUGGGCGAGGAAAUCCAAACAACCGCUUCCCCUGUGAAUGGUGCUCAGCAAUGUUUCCAAAUGUAGUCACUGUGUACCAGCACGCACGUACAGCCCAUCCGUUUGAACUGAGGGCCCAGGAGUUGGGAGAAACCAUGUCUCUGCCCACUAAAACCCCAGCUAGUAAUGCAAUGUCUGCAUUCAGCGCCAAAGUGGAGAAACAGCAAAACCUGUUUGGAGGUCACUCUCAGUCACAACAAGCCAGUUCUGUCCAGGCUCACACGCAGGCACCAGCUACACAACAACAUGCACCACGCCAGUUGCACUCGCGGCUGUUCAACCAAACUUUCGUCCAACAACCUCGUUACCGCCCUAUUGAGCCAAAACCCCAUCAGCAACAACAACAGCUACAGCAACCAAAUAUACAAAACAUUCCAAAACCUACAGUGCCAGUAACGUCGAUUAUUCCAAAACCUACAGUGCCAGUGACGUUAAACCAGUCAGUGCUCCACCAGAGACUCCAAGAAAUAUCCAACAAGGUGGCAAUGUCGGGUCCAUCAGCAUCAUCUGUUACACCUUCACAGCCGAGGAGCCUUCCCAGCAGUCUCCCUAGCACUCCGUCUCCUCAACAGCGGGCCCAGCAACACAUGCUUCAGCAACUGAAGGCCAAAAAAUCGACUAGUCCUCACAAGCGAGGCCGAUCAUUCCAGUGUACCAAAUGCUCCUUCACUGCUCCCAACGCUGUCACUUAUCUCAGACACAUCGAACGCCACGGCAGCAAUUGUCGUCACACCUGUCGUUUCUGUGACUACAGUAUAGACCGGCUGAAUCUGCUCUACCAGCACAUGAAGGGCACGCACAGCGACCUCUGGAGGGGCACGCCUGAGGAGAAAAUCAACCUCACUUCCAACGGUACACGACAGGACAGCCGACAGAAGAUGUAUCAGAGCAUGGAUCACUCUUUUGACAGCAUGCAUAAUGGCUUUGAGGGUGUUAUGGACGAGUUUGGGGACAUGAAGGGUAGUGGAGGGGAUGACAGUCUGAACUCCUCUAUGACCAGUACUGACUUCAGUAUGAUGGCGUCUAAGGAGGAGAACAAGCCGGUCAUGGUAUUGAAGGAGGAGACAACUUGGCGGGGCAUUCCUGUACAGGUGUGUACCAUUAAUGGACGCAAGAACUACAAAUGUCCCAAGUGUUCCUACGUCAGCAGCAACGCAGCCAAUACGACCAACCAUGUCCGGCAGCACGGCUCCAACAGAAAGUACAAAUGUGAGCAAUGUGACUACAGCGUGGACAACCUUAAACUUAUCUACCACCACAUGCAGUCGGUUCAUCCCUCUGAGCCAAACUUUUUGGAGAAGUCAGGAGGCAAGCUGCCAUUCACUGUAGAGUAUGAGUAUCUGCCGGAGGAGAACAACAACUCGCUGACCUGGGGUGAGGAGGGAUUCUCCAAUAGAAACAACAGGACUUCUACUGUACAGCUAGCGGGGUGUACCAAAUGUCCGUUUAAGACCAACUCUUUGGAAAGUAUCCAACAGCAUCAGGACCGGCACGAGUAUAAAGGUCAACUAAGUUGUCAGUACUGCGACUACAGCGUGGAUAGCCAAACCGAACUAGUCAAACACCUCAUUGUUCAUCGUGAACCGUACGAACCAGAGAUUCUCGAGGACUUUGAGGACGACGCCAAUUCCGAGGAAUACAACAUGUACCGGGAGCACCAGAAACGCCAGCAGCAGAAGGCUAGUAAGGCCAACAUGGAGAGUGACAUGGAGAUAGAGGCGAUGGUUCCCACGCACAAACUCACUCAACAGUUCCUCAAAAACAUCGUAAACAGAAUGAAAAAGAACGGGGAGAGGCUUCGAUACAAGUGUGCAAGGUGUCCAUACUUUAGCUUCUGUAAGAACAACAUCAUCAAACACAGGCGUCAGCACCUUGUCAAGAGCCAGUAUGCGUGUCAGAUGUGUGAUUACAGUGCCACUAGGGCAUUCCUUUUGACUCAACACAUGAAGUUCCACAAGGAAGAGGAGGAGGAGAUGGUCAAGGCACAGGAAGGCACACCUAAAACUGGGGGCACCUUCCAGGACGUCAUCCUCGACCCAUUCGACAAGGAAGGCUGUAAUCUGCUUAAAAACAUUGAAGCUCUCGAUAACAAGAUCACAGAGAGGACUAGCCUAUCUCAGGAGGAACAGAAAGAUUUUGAGGAUGAAGCUUUAGAUGAAAUGGAAUUCGGACCUCGAGAUGAGAAUAUUGAGGAUUUUGACGAGGAGGAAAUGGCUGCUUUAGAGAGAGCAGAAUUUGAAGGGAUAAAUAAUUCGAAAAUGGAGUCGAGUCUGGUGAAGGAUGAUUCAGCGAAAGAGGGACAGGACGUAGAGACAGUGAGCAAUGCUUCAGAUGAUAGUCUGUCGGAAAUCGACCCAUCAGCACUACAGGAGCAGAUCUCGCUCAAUAUGUCGGCUACUGUCACAAACGGGGAGAAAAUUCGCUACAACUGCUCCCUGUGUCCGUACAAAUGUAAUGCUCUGCGCAGCUUCAAAUGUCAUAUCCACAUGCACGGACUCAACAAGAAAUACAUCUGCGACUUCUGUAACUGGAGUGCGGACCGACUCAACCUGCUGUACCAGCACAGAAAGGUUCAUAUUGAGGAGCAGGGAUUUGUCCUUAAUCAGGAGGAUAUAGUCUUUCUCAACCGUGACUUCGCUCUUGAAUCCAACGAUAAAAUAGCUAACAACAUUAUGGAGAUGAUUCCUCCCCUGAGAAUUGUCAACAACAACAACAACAAUACUGUACCACAGGAGUUGGAGAAGAACGACCCACGCCGAAUGUUCAACCGCAAUUUUAGUGGAAAGAAGGUCUACACCUGCAAGCAGUGUCCAUUCACAUGUAACAACAAGAACAGCUUUGACUAUCACAAAAAUCUUCAUCGCAUCAAGGCACGCUACCAGUGUUCUGAAUGUUCCUACAGCGUGGAUCGCUGGAAUCUCCUGUCCCAGCAUAUGAGACUCCAUGCAGAGACUGACUCAUUUGGACGAGGUCAGAACCGAUGUCCGAAAUGUCCGUAUCUCAACCCGAACUCACAGCUCCUAGAGGUACAUCUACAGCUCCACGGAGCAGGCAAGGAAUUUGCUUGCAAGUUCUGUGACUACAGUGUAGAUAAACAGUCAAGUCUGCAGCAGCAUCAGAAGGUCCAUCUCACCGACGAGUCUGGCUGCUCCUCGCCUUUACUUAAUCAGAUGGAUAUGAAGAAUUUUGAAACGUCCAGUCCCGACAGAAUUGCUCCCCAGCUGUAUUUCAACUCGCCAGAAAACGAUAUUGAUUCGGAUGACGACAGUCUUGGCGAUGCGGCUGAUGACUUGAAGUGUGAACGUUGUCCAUAUGGUACGCCCUCUAAGGACGAGUUAGCCGACCACGAACACCAACACAACAUCCACUAUAAGUACGCCUGUCCUUACUGUGACUACAGCUGUCCCGAGGAGUUCCAGUUGGUGGACCACAUCCAGCUCCAUCUCCCCAGCACCAAAGUUGACAGGGAUGUUGUCAAAUCCAUUCUGGAAAAACAAUCCAAAAAUGGUGACAAAUCUCUAGAACGACCAGAAGUUCCUGUUGUGAGUUUUAGGAAAGUUCAUGACACAGAAACUGCCGGUGAGCCGGAUUCCACUACAACAUCACCUCCUGGUCAGCUAGGAGAGAAGAAGAUGAUGCUGACAGAUGACGCUGACAAAAUGAAGGCCCCAAAGGAAAAGAACCGCACAAAAGUUUAUGUGUGUCAGUACUGUGAACGAGAGUUUGAAGGCAAAAACUUGAUGCUUCAACACGAGCGCCAGCAUCUUAUAGGAACGAAAUACUAGUAACCCGACAAUAUUCUC